Molecule: messenger RNA, 3543 nt
Organism: Thunnus maccoyii (southern bluefin tuna)
Lineage: Eukaryota; Metazoa; Chordata; Actinopteri; Scombriformes; Scombridae
Exons: 2
Coding region: 393-1703 (436 amino acids)
Biological process (GO): protein homooligomerization
Cellular component (GO): membrane
Source: RefSeq, a predicted model, not a curated record
AGUGGUGCAACAGCUUUGAUUCAGUAGCCAAAUGCAUUACUCAUAACUCAGUUUUAACUAGUUUGAACUUAUAACAGCUGGAGCAACAGGCUGUUGCUGCCUUACAGUGGAUUUUGUGUAUGUUGGGCGGUAAUUUUCCAUGUGAAGUCAUCACAUGUUGGAAGAUGCUGGGAAACGUGUUGAAUAAAACCCCGCCCUGACUCCUCAUCUUCUGUCUCUAUGCGGCACACAUCUCUCGUGCUGCUCUCGCGCUACAUGAAACUGACAGUUUGCAAACUGGGAAAAAAAAAGAAACGUUAAAUAGAUUUUCAACUGGCAAAAUACGACUCGGGAUUUUUUUUAAUUUAAUUUUUUAAUUUUUUGAAGCUAAUUAAAUCCACUCAAGGGCAAAGAUGAAGCUGACUUCAUUAGCCGCGUUGUGUCUGUUGCUUCUUUUAUUUCAUACCCAGUUUUCACUGGCCAAGAGAUCAGGGAGCAAGAAGACCACCACCACAUCCAACCGGGGCAGCACCCAAUCUAGCACAGGCAGCAAAAGUAAUCAGGGCACCAGCUCUAAACCUAAACAGUCUGGACAUCCCAAUCAAGGAGACUACAAUCAGCAACCAGGCAGACCUGGUGGAGGAGGCUACCAUAACCAAUACCCGUCAUGGGGCUCCCCAUAUGGAGGAGGUUAUGGUGGUUAUGGCCGUUAUGGUCGUUAUGGUGGUCAUGGUGGUUAUGGUCGUCAUGGUGGUUAUGGCAGUUAUGGUGGUUAUGGUGGUCAAGGUGGUUAUGGUGGUUAUGGUGGUCAAGGUGGUGAUGGUGGUUAUGCUGGUUAUCCAGGUGGAUACAUCAACCAAAACCCGAAAAACAAAAUCCUGAGCCCUCACUAUGGUGGCAGCUUUGGAUACGGGGGCUACAGUGUUGGGGGUGGGUCUCCAUUUUCCAACUCAGUUCAGAGGAUGAACAAAUUUCCCAGCCAUGAAUCCAGAGGGUUUGGGCGCAGUGCGUUCAUGGCAGCAGAUAGACGGACUAUGACAGGAAUGGCCCUGGGCUACGGAAUAGGAAGGUUCCCUCGCCCUCACUUCCCCUUCAGAAACUCCCAGGAGGAGUACUACUACAACAACUACAUGUACCAGACCUAUGGUGCCAAGUCUACUGAUACCAACGACUACAGCAGAGACUACAGGUACAUCCAACCGCCUGAACGCUAUGACAGCUACAUGGAGUCCUGCAUGAAGAGAACAGACCUUCUGUCUGCAGAGAAUCAAAAGAAAAACAACAAACCAGCUGCCACCACCAUAACAACUACGACUACUGUUGUCACCGCAGCUCCCGAUACCAACACCAGCAGCAACACAACAAAGACCAACAACACUGUUGCAAAAAACUCCCCAACCCCUGCACCUUCAACUCCCCACCCUAUAAAUCAGCCUAAAGCCAUUCCUGUGACUCCAGCUCCACCGGCUGUCGACAGCGCUGAAAACGACAAUGACACAGUUAGCAUCAUGGAGAUCGGCUACCCCUCACUGAUUGAACAGCUUAAAGUCAGGAAAUGCGUGGAGCUGUACAUGAUUUACUCUGACAAGUUCUUAGUAAAAGAGAAAGAGAGAUAUAUUGGAGGGGUGCAGGGAUUGGAGACGGGCAUGCGAGGGCUUUUAGCAGUGAUCACCAGUGUUUUAGUGAUGCUAAUGAAUAGCAACAUGCUAACACUGCUCCAUUAGCAGUUAAAGUGAUGGAGAAAUAUAGAAAUGAGGUGUACGGCAGGGUAUGUGUUAAAAGAAUGAAGUAAAUGGAUGGCUUUUAUUAAUUUAUGACUUUUUUAGGACUUUCUCUAUUGUGUGUGGAUUUCUACUUUGUGUAUUUCAUAUUUUCUUCAGGAAGUUUAGGCGUUGCUCGACAUACACAGCUGGCGCACACACUGCAUCUCAUGUUUGAAAUAUAUAUUCAAGGUAAGGGAGAGGAAAGCUUAGAAAGGGAGAGCCGGGGUGGUGCAAACUAUUGCUCUUCCCCUUUCCUGUUCUGAGAGAGAAAGCAUCCAUUAACUGCUCUAAGUGAGUUUGAAGGUGCGGAGGAGUCGGGCCCAGUAGCGUCCAUUUAGCAGAUUUGAUUUUACUGUCUCUAAUGAGACUCUGGGACUGUUUUCACUCUGUAGGAUACAACCACAUGGAGCCAUAGAAAUUCUGAGUGCCACUACUCCUGCUCUUUUUCAGAUUUUGAAUAAUUUAUUUAGUAAAGGAAAACGUUCAGUGUCGUUCAAGAGGAAAAAGGGUCUGAGAGGGUUAGCUUGCACCGGUGGAGCCACAAUGUGCUCUGUCGUGGUGAAGAUCUGUGUAAAUAAACUACUUUGCACAAAUGGAGAUCUGCUUUAAGUGUUAUAUGAUCAUAUUAACUUCAGGGGUGUUGGUGUUGGAGCAACCGUCUGAUUCAAGGAUAGUUCAAAUAAUUGGAAAACAAGGAAUAAUCCAAAACUAUCAAAUAAUACUCACUGUCUAAUAUCCUAUCAGCUAACAUUACUAACAUCAGUGCUUUUAACUAAAAGGUUUUACACUGAGCAUAACUGAGUAUUGGUAACGAAAUAUUACACACUUAUCUCUUCAUAGUUUAAAGCAUAACUGGACUUUCAUCAUAUAUGGUCCAAUGAAAUACAGAAAACCAAAACAACAGACUAUUACAUCUGUUUCCAAUAUUAUGCAUGUUGUUGUCCUAACACGCCUUAAAUUACUGACUUUUGAAUCAAUGCAAAGCAAAAAAGCACCUUUCCAGAAUGUUUCUGUAUGCUGUUUAAUGUUUUUCCAUGUAUACAACUCUUGUUUUAUACAGUAUGUCUUGUAUUUUCUGAUAUUUUUUAUAUACUUGCCUCCCUCCUUCCCACUAUCCAGUGUUUUGCCCCUUUCCUGUGAUUACAGAAGUGCUCUUAAUGUGUACUGAUGUAUUAAUUCUGAUCUGAAUGAACCUCCAAAGCUAAUGAAUGUUAUCUUACAUUAUCAGCUGAGUUUAUUGUACUGUACGUAAGAUCUGCACAAUCAUUUUUCUAAUCAUGAAAGCUCCUUUAUAAAAAAAAAGAACAAUUUAAAGGUACUCUCUGGAGUUUUAAUCAUAACGAAACAUAUUCAAUCAUAUACAGGAUUUCUAACACACACGUUUAACACAUUCCCUACAUAAUAAAACAUUUGACACGUCAUUAUUCAAGUCUCCAGUUUUCAUGUGAACAUGUAGGAUAAUACAUAACAACAUACAAUAUACAUUAAAAUAUAGGCUGUUAUGGCUAUCUGUGCAUUAGGAAAAUAAAUGUGAUUUACUGCUCCAAUAGAAACAAUCCGUGUUGGGUUGAAAUUUAAUUUAAUACUCUUGUUCUUCUUCUGCCUCCUCUGCUCUGCUGCAGAGUGAUUAACGACCACAGGAUCUAAAACCAGGUGACUCACAAUGCACUUUAUCCCCAAACUACCAUCACAACAGACACGUUUUGUUGUUUGACUCUAACAAUUUGUGAUCUACAGUGGUCGAAAACUCCACAGUGUACUUUUAAUUUGUUGUAAUAUGUAGCCUGUAUUAUCCUGGAAG